CCAGAGAUCAGGUUUAAACCCCUCGCUUCAAAGCACAUGGAGCAGAGGGAAGGAAGAUGGCACCUGCAUUUUGUUCUGAUGCUGGAUCCAGUAUGAUGGUGAGAGAACAGGGAAAAGGAACAAGGAUCUGAACUCUACAGCCCAAUAGAGUCUCUGAGGACUGUAUGAACACAUAGAUGGAGGGAAUGACACUUGUCUUCAAUAUGAAGUGAACUGAUAAAAGGGGUUCAUGGCCCCCUAACACUCACCUAACCCCACCUUGGUUAACAGAUCUCUUGGGUGUUUGGAAGCUUUGUGUUGCCAAGAUGAUGCAGCAGAUUUUGAGGGACAUGUACAUCGAUCCGGACCUGCUGGCAGAGCUCAACGAGGAGCAGAAGCAUAUCCUAUUCUAUAAGAUCCGCCAGGAACAGGUGAGGCGCUGGGAUGAGAGGGAGAACCAAGAGAACCAGGAGAACCAGGACCAGGGAAAGAAGGGUGAGUCUGGGUGUACUCUACUGAGCAGCAGAAGUAUCCAGUGGCUGCAGGGCUGCGAUGGGGAUGUGUGGGUGUGGGUGAUGGGCGACGCUCCUGGGGAUAAGCCUUAUGAGGACAUCAUCAAGGAGCUGAUGGGGGAGAAAGCCAGACGGCAGGCUCAGCAGGAGGCCAAGGAGCUCUGGCGAACCAAAGAAGCUGAGAUCGAGGAGAAGUUCCGGGAUGCUAUGGCGAAGGAGAAGGCCCGUUUUGUGGCAGGGAAGUGGAAAGAAGAAACGGAGGACAGGAAGGCUGCCAAGCAGGAAGAGGAACACAUGCAGGAGUCUCUCAAGAAACGAGAGGAGGAGGAGAGACAGCAAGGUGAGGAGGAGAUAAAACGUGCAGAGGAGAAGAGAGCGAGGGAGCUGUAUAUCUCCCUAGAGCAGGAACAGAGAAGGAGUGAGAAGGAUGACAAGGAAUGGGAGGAGCAACUGCGGCGCUCUAAGAUGGCUGACCAGGAGAUGCAGAGAAAAGCAAGGCGGGCACGGGAUGAGUACAAGCGCCAGUCCCUGCGGGCUAUAGAGAAGGGCCGUGUGGCAGGGCUCAGUGGGCUGUUCCAGCAGGGCCCAGUGGUGGGGAACGGACCAACAGCAGCCCCCUUCAGGAGAUACAGCAACGUGCUAGAGUCCUCCUCCUCCACCACGCACCGCCCCGGCCUCCAGCCUGCUACUCCUCCACUGUACCGCCGUAGACAGAGCCAAAGGCACAGCACCAUUGUUACACAGCCACUGAUGGACAGUCCUGCCUGGGUGAGAGCCCCCCGGCCCAGCUCCAGAGAGUGUGUUUUGCUGUGGUUCAAAGAAGAGCAGACGCCCAAACAGGCUGGCUAUGAGCGCAACAGCACCACCAUCGCCCCCUGGUUCCACGGUCUGAUUUCCAGACAGGAGUCAGAGACCCUGCUGAUGAACACAGCAGAGGGCUCCUUCCUGGUGAGGGUGAGUGACAGGAUCUGGGGAUACACGCUGUCCUAUCGCACGGCCGACGGCUUCAAACACUUCCUGAUCGACGCAUCAGGAGACUACUACAGCUUCCUGGGUGUGGACCAGAACCGCCACGCCACAUUGGCUGACCUUAUCGAUUUCCACAAGGAGGAGGUGAUCACCACAUCAGGAGGAGAGCUUCUGCAGGAGGCAUGUAAACGUACAGUCUCAGCCACGGACUAUGGGGGGCUCUUCCAAUGACCCCCCCCCCACCCUGUCAGGUCACUAUGAACCCCUUUCUGCUCCCUGCAAUGUUACUUUGACCUCCCCACCUGGAUUCCCACCGAGUGAGCCGUCUUUCUCCAGGCAUGGCGCCAUGUCUUCAGACUCUAACCGUUCCACAGGACUGUCUCUACAGACAUCCGUUCACCCAGUAGCAUCUUGCAUGCGCCUCGCCACUAGGUGUUGCAGUGGGGAAUUAUUGGUAAACAAAUUGCUGCUACAAGCUGUUUGGAAACUGGAAAAUGUCUAACACGAGAGAAGAGUGAGCCAUUGGGAUAUACAUUGUUUCUAACUGAGAAGUUACACAAAUGUUGAGCAACAGUGCAAUUCAGGACAAGAUCAAGCUCUUAGGGAAAGAGCAGACUUGUGUACGCGGGUAAGCAGACAGAAACCCAGACACCAGAGGCAACAAGGAACAGAGGUGGAUUGUUCAAAGUGUCUUGCAUCUGUCAAACACUCCUAUUGACACUAUUUCUUGUUGAAGACAAAGAUUCUCACUUUGUACUUAUGCAAACUUAUGAAAAGAGAGAAAUAGCUACUUCCCCACUUGAGACACAAAACACAUUCAGAUUAAACAAAGGUUGUCUCAGAUGUUAUGCUUUUAGGGAGUACUAAAGCUUCAAAGUGGAGUCAUAGAGGACUUGUUUUUAUGCACUCAUUCCUAUUGGGAAUCUGUUGUCAUCCUGAUUGGGCUUUGUUCCUGGGCAAUAAUGCAGUUGAAGGAGAAAAUUUGCAUAGAAAUAACUGACAUAGAAAUUACAUAUACCGAAUGAAUGCACAUCCUCCUCCCAGUUAAAGGUACUAUAAGAAGGAAGUAUUCAUAAUUCCUUGAGGUCCACCCAUCUUUAAAAUGAAUGGAGCAACUGCCCUCCUGUUCAUGAUGCAAGACUUGUGCUGUCGAAGCACUGACAGCUUUUUCCAUGCAAGUGAUAGCCUCACUGGACCCGAGUGGGUAACCAGAGCUCCUCUUUUCCAACGGCCAGAAUCAUUCGGCAGUUAGAACAGCCUAUACUAAACAGCACUAUGCUAAUGCCGCCACCCCCCAGUUAACAUAAUCAACACACACUCCCACCCACCCCGCAAACACACAGUCAAUUAUAAGCUCAGGUUUCCACAACACUGGGAUGCAGCAUUUUCCUGGCUAGUAUAGAUAGGCUGCUGUAGUAACGCAGCAGGAGAGAUUGUGUGGCAGGCAGCCUUUGUCCAGCUUUAGGUGUCAGUUUCUCAGCAGUAUGUCCAGCAUUAAUCAGUGAGCUAGGUGGUCAGUCUGUUUAGAGCAGCCAGUAAGUAGUCAGCCACAGACACACAAAGCUACACUGAAUAUCAACUUCAUCAGUGUCUGUCACUCAUCAACCUGUGGAAAACAGAGAAAAAAGGUCCCGUGGGCAUCAAAGGGAGGGAUCAAAGAUGGAAUUGUUCCUACUACUUUGCCCCAAAAACAAUAAAACACCUUGUCUAAUAUAGAGGGAUUUUGUUUUCCUAUCAGGCAACACCUUUUCCAGGUAGGCAAUAGCUGUAUAUGGAGUUACUGCGCUAAAUUGUUUGGACUGUCCUUCCUGUACUAUUGUGGCCGUUGUUUUUACACAGCACAUUCUACAGAAAUGACACAAAACACAAACUGUCAGAAACAGAAAUUGGCAAGCGACACUGUCACCAGCAAAUUACACAGAUCUGUUCUUUCAUGGAUAAAUUACUCUCAUCUUUUUGAGAUAAAGGAUAGACUAUAUACAUUGUAUAAAUGUUGCUUUACGAAUAGUAUACUGCCUUGACUUGUAGAGAAUUUCUUAACUGCAGGGAAUCAAUUACCAAAGUUAUGGUAGUCACAUUUCACAUAAUUGCCACAAUUGAGUAGUUGCCAACACCCUAAAGAUAACAAGCUAAUUCUAGGGCUUGAACAAAUCAAUCACAAUUAUGGCUAUCAAUUUAUAGUGUAAUAUCUACACUGUCUAAAAUGUUGCAAGAUUCCAAAAUAAAUGAAGGCUGUUCAGGACUUCUGUUAAUUUCCCAUUAUGAACACAAGAGGGCUCUAAAACACAAUUAAGUGAGUACUUUUUAGAAUAAAGUUACCUUUGUUUUUUUGGGGCAAAGCCAAUAUGUCUGUGUUUAUAAAGGAAGCCCAAUUCUGAAAUUUUGCCCAAUUAUUGGCAGGCGCUGAUCUGAUUGGUAAAAAGAUCAAAUAGUGGGAGGAAAAUAUUAGAAUUGGGGUGUGUGUAAAUGAAGCCAUUUUAAUCUGUGAUGAUUAAUUACACAGUGAAAUUGAACAAAAAUGGACAACAUACUUUAUUGCUUAUAAAAGCCUAUCCAGAAUUAAGAAAAUUCACAUUUACAAAAUGUCAUUUGGUAAAACAGAGAACAUCUACAUAUGGGAAAAAAAGAAGUCCCUUUUGUUAAAAACACUCCCACGAUCACAUGGAAGCAAUCUAACACAAGCACACAAAAUUGUUAAACUACAUAAAAGACCUAGACCAUCAGAUGUGUAAAUGGGAGUUGAAGGCCUGAAUGAAAGUCCUUUAAUUUGAUCUUGUAAUGUAUGACAUCUGGCUCAAGUAUAUAGCAUUCAUCAGCUGUAAAGAUAUCCUCAUUCAACAAUUACAUUGUCAAUCGGCAGACACUCUUACACAGAGCAAUUAGGGUUAAGUGCUUUGCUCAAGGGCACAUCAGAUUUUUCACCGAGCAGGCUUGGGGAGUCGAACCAGUGACCCUUUGAUUACUGGCCCAAUGUUCUUAACCGCUAGGCUACCUGCCAUAGAUGGCUCUGUAACACACCCCAUUCUGGUAUGAGGACAGCAGUGGAGGGGGAAUGAGCAGGGCAUCAUUGGACAGGAUGAAGGUAAAGCAAGCUCAAGCAGUUCUAGCUUGCAGCAAACACCGCCGCUGAAAACGCUUUCGGAAGGCUUGGAGUAAUGUUUCAGGAAGUCUGUGCUCAUUCUGUGGCCAGAGGUCACUUGGAUGUGGGCUGGGUGUCUUGUUGAGGUGUAAAGGCUGAGCAGAGGAGACACAAGUUGGGCAUCAAGACAUCCCGUACAGUUGUAAUUGUAUCUUUUCUACAUAAAGUGCCUCCGGGCAGCCCGAUCAGACAGCAUUGUAUUUAAUAUCUAACAAGAGCAGAGUGGAACAGCUCAGCACAUUUUCAA
Messenger RNA from Oncorhynchus keta (chum salmon), 4846 nucleotides. RefSeq names its product SH2 domain containing 4Ba (gene sh2d4ba). Gene Ontology annotation, cellular component: cytoplasm. Lineage: Eukaryota; Metazoa; Chordata; Actinopteri; Salmoniformes; Salmonidae. The transcript has 8 exons. Bases 306 to 1691 code for a protein of 461 amino acids. The record is from RefSeq and is a predicted model, not a curated record.